GCCGGACUAUCAUGAUGUGCACGGACAUGUCGUCGAUCAGGGCGAGGAAUAACACGUGGAUGGCGCAUCUGGUCAGCCUGAACCUGACGCAGGAAGACCUGCAGUACCUGAUCAACAUCACGGUGUUCGAUCCUGACGACGACGGUUCGUCGUACCGUCAUCACCCGACAGACGCCGGUUGCUACAACUGUGGCGGCGUCGUGAAGAGCUACUCGCUGCUGUUCCGGGCGGCGCACGGUUACGUCAGCAUGUUCCUGUGCGUGUUCGGCGCGCUGGCCAACGCGCUAAACAUCGCGGUGCUGACGCGCAAGGACCUGGCCGGUUCGCCGAUCAACCGGAUCCUGUGCGGCCUGGCCCUGGCCGACCUGGCCCUGAUGGUCGAGUACACGCCGUUCGCGUGCUACAUGUACCUGAACACGUCCAARAAGGAGGAGUUCUCGCACGUGGGCGCGGUGUACGUGCUGCUCCACACGUACGUGUCACAGGUCCUGCACACCACGUCCAUUGCGCUCACGCUCGUCCUGGCCAUGUGGAGAUACGUAGUCGUCAAAUUGCCCAACUCUAUGCAYGCCAUCUGCUCCGACCAGCGAUGUAGUAUAGCCAUCAAAUUAUCGUAUCUGCUGCCGUUUAUUAUUUGCAGCCCGACCUUUCUUGUGUUUGAAAUACUGGAAACGAAAGUCAUCGAAAAUGGCACUGUGGCCACGUUGUACCAUUUGGGCUUGAGCACAAUAGCAAGAGUAAACAAUGAAUUAUUGUACAUGAUACAUCUGUGGACAUAUGCUGUGAUCAUCAAACUACUACCUUGCCUAAUACUUACCGUUGUCACCAUAUCUCUAAUAAAUGCGUUGAGUGAAGCAUCUGAAAGGAAAGCAAAACGACUUCCGACCCAGCAACAAAUGGCUCGUAUAAGGAACAUGAAACUUAAGAAAAGAAUGGACCGAACUAGUCGCAUAAUGAUUGCGGUGUUGUUAUUAUUUCUUGCCACGGAAUUCCCUCAAGGAAUACUAGGUCUACUAAGUGGCAUACUAGGAAGGGGUUUUUUUCAAACUUGUUACAGUUUAUUUGGCGAACUUAUGGACAUGUUAGCUCUCUUGAAUGCGUCGUUAAACUUUGUAUUUUAUUGUUGCAUGAGCAAACAGUUUCGUGUAGCGUUCGGUCAAUUAUUCAAAACCCAGCCUAGCAUUAYGUUAAAGCCCAACAAUAUUUUGGAGACAUUCGUAUAGGAUUUGGAGGAGGGUUAGGACAGCCGGAUUGAAACCGUGAAAAUUACCCUAAUAUUGUCGAUAUGCUCGCUAUUUAAUCCUAAUAUGAGUUAAAGGUAAGUUAAUUUGUUUCAUAGUUUAAAUAUAUUUWWAAAAAAACGUGUAACCAAAUUAAUAUCACCAUCCAAGUCAAUAUAUUUUAUAACAUAAGCUUA
Messenger RNA from Diuraphis noxia (Russian wheat aphid), 1417 nucleotides. Its product is annotated as G protein-coupled receptor dmsr-1-like. Gene Ontology annotation, molecular function: G protein-coupled peptide receptor activity. The record is from RefSeq and is a predicted model, not a curated record. Gene Ontology annotation, biological process: G protein-coupled receptor signaling pathway. Lineage: Eukaryota; Metazoa; Arthropoda; Insecta; Hemiptera; Aphididae. Gene Ontology annotation, cellular component: plasma membrane.